Molecule: messenger RNA, 972 nt
Organism: Teleopsis dalmanni
Lineage: Eukaryota; Metazoa; Arthropoda; Insecta; Diptera; Diopsidae
Product: phospholipase A1-like
Exons: 3
Coding region: 1-972 (323 amino acids)
Biological process (GO): lipid metabolic process
Molecular function (GO): lipase activity
Source: RefSeq, a predicted model, not a curated record
AUGCGACUAAUUUUAGUAUUUAUUUUAGCUUUAAACUUAGCUUCCGGUUAUGGGAAAAUAAUAAACAAAUUAAAAAAUGAAAGUGUAAAUCCGAAUGAAUCCUUCCCAAAAUUUAUAAAUGAAGUUGGUGAACAACCUAUAAAAUUCUAUGUAUACUCCCGUGAAAAUAAAGAAAUACCCGAAAUCGUGGAAUCCAAUGUCGAAUCAAUCAUAAGAAAUGUGUACAAUCCUCUGAAACCAACUGUUUUCUCGAUACAUGGUUGGUUAAGCCACAAGGACUCAGAUGAAAAUAAAAUAAUUGUUUCAACAAAACUUGAGCAAGAAGAUUGCAAUGUGAUUGUUGUGGACUACAGCUCAGCGUUGGGGCCAAUUGCAGUUGACGACCGUGCACCAUAUAUAGGUAGCAUAAUUGCAGACUUCAUCAUGGUGUUGCACACGUACUUUGAUGUGAAGCUAUCACAAAUUCAUUUAGUUGGUUUUAGUAUGGGUGCACAAGCUGCUGGUUUUGCUGGCCAAUAUAUUUAUAAAUUUACCGGUGAUAAAGUGUCGAAAAUAACUGCUUUGGAUCCAGCUGGAGGUACAUUCAAUACUGCUUCUGAAGAUGAACGCCUAUCACCAGAUGAUGCACAUUUUGUUGAAGUCGUACACACUAAUGGUGGUGUAUUUGCUUACUACGCACCUUGUGGUCAUGCUGAUUACUAUCCAAAUGGUGGUAAAGUGCAACCUGGUUGCGGUGUGCUAAAUACGGUAUGCUCCCACCAACGCUCCUAUAGGUUAGUCGCUGAAAUGUGGUCAAUUAAAAAUGAAUAUGUUGUUACGAAAUGUGCAUCAACUGAUGAAAUGAGUUUGAAAGAGUGCUCUUGGGUUAAUGUAAAUAUGGGCAAAAAUUACGAACGCACUGGAAUUUAUUACUUAGAAACAAAUAAUGCUGCUCCUUAUGGUAAGGGUAGUUUCGUCUCAACAUUUUUUUAA